AUGCCACCCAUCAUCGCGGGGCGACACAAACGCAAAGUUCGAUUUCCAGCCGCUAACCUACCGCCUGCCAUCAUAUCGACACCAACCACAGCCCAGCAGAGACACACAGAGACCAAAUCCCCCUCUGAUCUAAAGCCUGGCAAGUCCAGCAAAUCCAAGCCGAUCACUGCCUCCGGAAUGGCCAGCCAAGAAGAGCCCCGUCCGGGGAUCCCAGCUUUGUUCACACAGCCGCCGCCUAUCCGCGACCCGCUCGUGACAGAGACCAUCCAGCUGCAGGACGCAACCCUGAACAAGUGUCUGACAUUUCUCAAGGGCCUCCAUAUUUCCCAACAGGGCACUCUCAAUGCAUCCGGGGUACCCGCCCUCCAGCGAGAUGGCCAUGCUGUCUUUCUCUUUGAGUCUCUGGAAGAAGAAUAUCCCGCUGGCUUCGUCGCUAUGGAUGCGAGUCGUCCCUGGAUGGUCUAUUGGGCACUAGCUGGAUUGACGUUGUUGGGCGAGGAUCCAACGCGUUUUCGGGAGCGGGUACUGGAAACACUUCGUCCCAUGCAGAAUCCCACCGGCGGCUUUGGUGGCGGGCAUGGCCAGAUAUCACAUCUUGCCGGAAGUUAUGCAGCCGUUCUCGCCCUCGCCCUAGUCGGAGGCGAGGAUGCCUUUGCAUUGGUCGAUCGUGAAGCAAUGUGGCGAUGGCUGGGCCGACUAAAGCAAUCUGAUGGAGGCUUCAGUGUUACGGAAGGCGGGGAAGAAGACGUGCGUGGUGCAUACUGUGCGGCAACCAUUAUCUCGCUGCUCGACCUACCCCUGACUCUGCCGCAUGAUGCAAACAAAGCCCGAGAGGCAGGUUUUAAGACGUUGACAGAUGGACUCGCUGAGUAUCUGUCGCGCUGUCAAUCAUUUGAAGGUGGCAUCUCCGGCAGUCCCGGAGUCGAGGCCCAUGGAGCAUACGCUUUCUGUGCCCUCGCCUGUUUGUCAAUCCUGGGACCCCCAGAAGAGACUAUCCCCAGACACAUGAACAUCCCUCUGCUACUGUCAUGGCUCUCUGCGCGACAGUACGCACCUGAAGGAGGCUUUUCCGGACGAACGAACAAACUAGUCGAUGGCUGCUACAGCCAUUGGGUUGGCGGAUGUUGGCCCUUGCUGCAGUCUGCUUUAGAUGGGAAGCCACAGUCCUCGGGUGCACCCCCAAGAACUGUUGGUAACUUGUACAGUCGGGAGGGACUGGAUCGAUACAUUCUCGGCUGCUGCCAAUCUCCUUCUGGCGGACUUCGAGAUAAACCGGGCAAGAGUCCAGAUUCCUAUCACACCUGCUACGUCCUAACCGGCUUGAGCGCAACCCAACACCACCACUACCGCACAAAUACCAGCAUCACAUCCAGCGACAAUUUCGCCUCAGCUUUCUCCUGGCAAUCCUCACCGGUCCGCACAGAUGAUAACGUGUACGACAAGGCAGACCGCCUCGUCGCUUUUCACCCGCUGUUCGUCAUUCCGCACCAGGCUGCCGCGAACAUGCGGCUCUGGUGUGAGGGUCAGCCUAUUGCGAUCUAG
Messenger RNA from Penicillium subrubescens, 1542 nucleotides. RefSeq names its product CAAX farnesyltransferase subunit beta RAM1. Gene Ontology annotation, biological process: protein farnesylation. Gene Ontology annotation, molecular function: protein farnesyltransferase activity. The record is from RefSeq and is a predicted model, not a curated record. The transcript is spliced from 7 exons. Bases 1 to 1542 code for a protein of 513 amino acids. Gene Ontology annotation, cellular component: protein farnesyltransferase complex. Lineage: Eukaryota; Fungi; Ascomycota; Eurotiomycetes; Eurotiales; Aspergillaceae.